Anopheles moucheti is the source of this 1682-nucleotide messenger RNA. RefSeq lists its product as uncharacterized. Bases 28 to 1290 code for a protein of 420 amino acids. NCBI's taxonomy places the organism in Eukaryota, Metazoa, Arthropoda, Insecta, Diptera, Culicidae. The transcript is spliced from 3 exons. The record is from RefSeq and is a predicted model, not a curated record.
AGUGUUGUUACGCUUCCGUAGGCCACGAUGCACAUGGUUGCAGUAUGCAGCUCGUGCAGGGUGAUCCUCCGAGUCGUGUCUUCGCACAAGGCUGCAGUCGCAGCCGGGAAGUCGACCAGACUCGAUCAGCCCACCAGAAUGGCAGCGUUGUAUCGGGUGCUGCUGGCAGCAGCAUUACUGUUCCGCCUGUCCGAGGGCGAGUGGGUCGAGAUCCCGCACCUGAAACCAUCGUCCGCCCCGUCAGCGGUGACAUCGUCCAUUAGCACCACAAUCAAACCAAUCGCCUCGAUCAACGGUCACGUGUUGACCCACUCGCAGCGACUCCUAUCACACCUGCACGACGAUCGGGCGACGGAUGGCCGAUGGUCGCUCGGUGCCGCCGUACGCUGGCAACGUCCUGUGAGCGAUCUGCUCGACUACGAACGUCCAAGCAAACGGGUAUCACAGUCAUCUUCCCCGUUUAUUACACUGGUGAAUGUGACCAAUAAGGUGGAGGAGCUAGAGGAAAGCGAAGAAGCGGACGAUGACCAUUAUCCGGUGGUGCAGACGGAGCUACUUCCGUUCGGCAAUCGGUACGAGGAAGAAUCGAUUGAAACGGCCUCUGCUGCAUCGGAUACUUCCAAGUCAGUGGUACAAUCAGUGCAACAUUUCGAUGACUUCGAUGACUAUGAUGAACGGACACCAGUGGAGCAACGGCCGUCAGACAGUGAGGAGGAGCAGCAGCACCAAUACGCCGAAGAAGAUGGUGAACAAGAAGAUGCGAACGAUACUGCGGAAAAGAGCACGGAACAUUUCCACCGACAGCCACCGAUCCAGUUGCAACCAUCACCGACCGGGUUUGGUGGAUUUUUCGAUUUUCUGCGCCGAAUGCAGGCCAGCUUUGUACAGCGCACGGCACACACCAUCGGUGACAAAAUACGAACCCUCACCGGUAUGCGUGAUCAGCUACUAAGCACCAUCGAGCGACGUAUUGCCUCGCUGUGGAUGGGCGGUGGACGGCGGCGUGUCAAGCGUGGCUGGAUGGAACAGCACGGUGAGACGGAUGCGAUGGAUUUCCCGUCCGCCGAAGGUGCGCUGCUUACCAUCUCCUUUCUCACAUUCGCCGUCUUUCUGAUCAAGCUGGUGCUGCAGGUGAUCAACACGAUCAAGGCAAAACACUACACGUACAGUACGUUUGCCGCGGCCACACCCGUAUCUGGGGGCCUGCUAGUGAAACGGACGCGACGCUACAUCGAUCCGCAUGAUCUGCAAGCAAUACUCGGCACGAUUGACGGUUACCGGCCGGUAUAGGUUCAUCCAUCGCGUGUGUAAUGGUGGUGGUGUCGUGUUAGUACGCAUUCUAUGCAACAUUAAACCUUUUGCUGGCUGUCCAACUGGAUUAGUAGUUUCAUGGCAUGCGGAGUGGUUUGUAGGAAACACAUGUAAGUUUAACAAGUUUAGUGAAAUGAAGAUGUGAUACACACACUGCGCCUAGUUUGUUCGUUGGUCUGGUGAAGAUGUGUGCAACGGAACUCUUUACCCGGCCAGAGCAACGUUGUCAUUACUGCUGCGGGACUGUGCGUAUGUAUAACAGCUCCAGCACUUCGCUCUUUGUAUGCAAGCAUAAAUAGCGGUGUACAUUGACUUUUCGUCAGCCUGAAACAGAUGUAAAAUUGAAGGAGCAUUAUGGGGAUUUUCCUUAC